Molecule: messenger RNA, 3756 nt
Organism: Gymnodraco acuticeps
Lineage: Eukaryota; Metazoa; Chordata; Actinopteri; Perciformes; Bathydraconidae
Gene: golm1
Product: golgi membrane protein 1
Exons: 11
Coding region: 213-1454 (413 amino acids)
Cellular component (GO): Golgi apparatus
Source: RefSeq, a predicted model, not a curated record
GAGGCAGCACCCGACUGUCCCACACAGACCCAGCCAACACACACUGCUGUUUCAUGGCACUAAUGGAUAGGAAAUACAAGUGCUAGUAGGUUGAGCUGAUGAAACGCCGACAUAUAUAUUUGUAAGCAAAUUAUCACUUAAUAACACUCCAUUUACUGGGUUCAACAUUACAUCCUUGUUUUCCUCUUGAGUCUACCGGUGUGUAGACAGCUAUGGGUGGGCUGGGAAAUGUACGUCGUGGAGGAAGAUCACCCCCUCUAAUGAUCGGCGCUCUAAUUGCCUGUAUCCUGGUUCUGGGUUUUAACUACUGGGUGUCAAGCUCCCGCAACGUGGAGCUAGAGACUAAGCUGUAUGAGUUGGAGGGCCAGGUGCAGCGUGGGGCAGCAGAGAGAGGAGUAGUGGAGCUGAAGAAGACUGAGUUCCAGGUGGAAAUCCAGAGACAGAAGGAGCAGAUUAGCCACAUAGAAAGCCUCUACAAGAGACAACUGGAAGGAUCUCAGAACAUCUGCAGCCAAGAGAAGGGCACACUGCUGCAGAACAUUUCCUCCAGUACCAAAAGCAUACAGGAACUCAAGGGUCAGGUGAAUCAGCUGAACGACGACCUGGGGAAGGUUCAGAAGGAGCUGCAAAGUUGCCAAGGCAACAUCAAAAACCUCAACAACAGACUCACUUAUGACAUGACCCAUUGCCAGUCUCAGGUCCUGUCCCAGAAGGAGCUGUGUGAUGAGAGAGUUGCUGCUGCUAAACUUGAAGUUCAGAAGAAAAUGGAAAAGCUCAUCACCCCCUCAGGUGUUUCCUCAAAGUCGGAACAUGCAGUGGCUGAAGCCUCAAAAGAAGACGGAGGAGUCACGACUGGGGCUGAUGCCGUUAAAACAGAAACUCUAGAGGGCAACACGACUCUCUCUCAGCCCAACGAAGAGGACCCAUCCGAACUACUGACCAAUGAGAUCGUCGUGGACAAAGGUCCUAAUACCCCAGUAGACCUGCCUACAGGAAAAGAUCUCUCCAAAAUUGAUUCCCAGUCCAUCCCCUCGGCGGCUGCAGUCAAGCAGGAAACUUUGCUACCACCAGAGGGAGCUGUCCUACCUCAGGAGGGGGAGGCAGAGACCAGUGAGCCUGUAAAGAACAACCUCACAGAGGACAAAGAGAUGGAGGUGAUGGACGUCCAUGGAGAGGACACUCAGACUGAAGAGGCAGACCCUGUGAUGGACGGCAUGCUGAUGAGCCGGGUGAAGGUAGAGGACGCUCCUCUCAGUCAGAAACCUGAGGAGCCAGAAGAUUAUGACGCAGACGAGCAGGUGGUGGGCGGAGUCGAUUUGGAGAAACAACGGCGGAGUAAACUAGCUGAAAAUAUAGACAAAGACAUGGAGGAGGAGCUGGCUGACUAUAACGGAGACGAUGAGAACGAAGGCGAGUUUGAAGCAGACAAACAGGCUGAGCUCGCCCAGACCUAAGGGCCAGAGUUGGAGAAGGAGCUUGCACAUCAAACACCUCAGCAACACAGCAGCAGACAGGUUCUCCGAACACAGUGAGCACAAACAAAACCAGAGGAACAUCUUUAUAGGAAAGACUUUGGACUUUAGUUUUGAUUGAUUUAAAGAAUCAUUUGCUUUUUGGAAUGUUUUUUUAAUUGUUCAUCUCUAAAACGAUUAUGUACAAUUUAUUUAAUUACAAUUGUCAUUUUAUAGCUUGCAAGUUUUCUGUAUCAGAGUAAGCAUAUUUAAGAUUUCAUGUUCAAAUCUCAAAUAUGCAAAUGUCAGUCAAACAUGUACAAUUAUGGUUUCUAAUUGCUAUCAUUCACUGUAUACAUGUAACCCCAUGGUGUUUUUAUUGUGAUGAUUGUGCUCACAUUGAUUUCAGUAUGAAAAAGUAAUAUGAAAGUACCUAAGUACUACCGCUCAGGGGCGCCGUAAGGGGGUGAAAAGUUAGGAUGAUUCUAAGGGCCCGUGACUGACAGGGGCCCCAAAACAUUUUAGAACAUUAAGAAAAAAAUGUUUAAGUAACCUUUCAUCAAUCAUCAAUAAUUAACAUUAAUAUAAUGUCAUAUUGAUGAUGUACUCUCUAAACUUAUGAUUCAUUUAACUUAUUUUCUUCCAAAAGUUAAUUAUCCAAAGCAUCGAACACCCCCCUCUAUUUACAUGUAAUGGUUUGGUCCUGCCUCCAAACGCUGUGCAGCACCGGCCCUUUCUAGCAGAGAGACUAGUGAGAGCAGGUGAGGAGGGAUGCUAGUACUUACGUGUGUACGAUGUCUCAACGACUAACAAAGUCAGGCUUUCAAGAAAGAAAAGAAAGGAGAGAAAGACAAGAGAGAGGGACUAAAGGGCCACAGUAUGUCACCCAGUUUUUCAAAAGAAAAGGUGGGUGUGGUCCAUGAGUGGUGGAAAUUAGUCUGUUGGCUAAGCGUAGUCCAUUGUAAAUAAUAAUUGUAAUGUUUUGCUGACAUUAAAGGUGGGGUAUAGGUACGUUUGAGAAACCGGCUCGAGAUACACUUUUUGUUAUAUUGCAUGGAAUGCUCUUAACAUCCCGAUAGCAAUGAAUAUCUUAAGUGCUUUGACAAAAAAUCCAUUACCUGUACAGGUAGUUAUUUAAAGCAUAAAUGAGUCGGUUGGGUUCUGAAGGUGUGGUUACAGCAUUGUGCUUUGUUGGCGUGGCCUGGGUCUGGUGGUUGGGCCCAAUGUGAUAUAUUUUCAUGGGGCCCAAAAUCCCUGGCGGCACCCCACUCCUGGUGUUGGUUAAGUGUUAUUUAAGACAUUUCAAGACUUGACUUGGAAAGAUUGAACAUUUCAACAUUGCUGGGAAUUACUAGGCUUUGACCAUGUGAUUAAAUGUGUGUAUUAUGUUCACUCCAUAAUGACUGUAACUUGAAUGAUGACACAAAUGUGAUGAUGGUGUGCAGACCCUUAAAGGGCCAUGGUGUGUAUUACUGUAAUGUGCUGACUACGGGUCAAUGGCUGGAAUAUGUUAUUUAACAAAAGGUCUGUCAGAGAACGCAAAUGAGGUUUUCCAGAACUGUAGCAAAUGAAGGAGAGUGCUGAGAUUCUAGUUGGACUGCUGAGUACAUCUGUGUCAUUAUGAGGCAGCGGCUUUUCAAGUAAUGUGUAACAGGACAUUUUAGAUCUAUGAGAAAUCAUGUCUAGAUUGUCGCUUGAUUGAAUUUGGGAUCAACAUCUGGGAUCAUUUAGAAAAAAAACAGAUUAUAAUGAAGCGAGUUAUUUGAAACAUUUGUACAUUAUUGUCUCAUGCCUUAUUGAUUGUGUGUACAUAUGGAGUCAGAUUUGGGUCAAUAUUCUAGCGCGAAAAACAAGCUACUCACGAGCGGAAAAUGUGCUUUUACACGCGCAUGAAAUGACCCUCGAGCGCAGAUUAGACCCCCGCAAGUAUGGAAAGCCAUUUGCGCCAUUAUUCGCACGAAUUAACGGAGAGGUCCGUUUAUUCGCGCAAAUUAACGGGGAGGUCCGUUUAUUCGCACGAAUUAACGGAGAGGUCCGUUUAUUCGCGCGAAUUAACGGGGAGGUCCGUUUAUUCGCGCGAAUUAACGGGGAGGUCCUGUUUAUUCGCGCGAAACUACGCGCGAAUAAACGGGGAGGUCCGUUUGAGUUCAAAGUUUCAGUAACCAAUCAGUUAAGAGCAAGACCAAAGCAAUCUGUAGAUGAAAAGUUCCUGACAUUGUGAGGCUGUAAAUUGUACGUUAUUCCAGAUUCAGGGGACUAUGUGUUAAUUUGCCUUUCAAUAUAAUAAAUAUAUCAAUCAAUAUAA